Messenger RNA from Notodromas monacha, 4817 nucleotides. The record is from the annotation of a GenBank genome assembly. NCBI's taxonomy places the organism in Eukaryota, Metazoa, Arthropoda, Ostracoda, Podocopida, Cyprididae.
AGAAUUCAUCGCAAAAGUCGGAUUGCAGAUGGCCAUGAGGGGCCCAGUGGGCCCCAUGGGACUCACGGGCCUUCCGGGAGAUGUUGGGCCGCCGGGCGUCGAGGGCCAGAAAGGAGAAACCGGCGAAAUGGGCGAACAGGGGCCCAGAGGUUUGAGAGGAGUCAUGGGGAUGCCAGGAAGGGAGGGGCGAAGAGGCAAACCAGGCAGGGAUGGUGAAAGAGGCAGCAGUGGCCCCACUGGUAUCAAGGGUGAACCUGGGCCACAAGGAUUACCAGGCCUGCCUGGGGAGAAAGGCGAGCGUGGGUUCCAUGGGAAAUCCGGAGGUCCCGGAAUGCCGGGUCAUGACGGGAUUCCCGGCGACGAGGGCCAGCAGGGUCUACCAGGACUGCCUGGCGAAAUGGUAAGCGUGUCAAACUUGGGUUCUAAAAAAUAUGGAAAGGCGCCGAAAGACGCAGUUGCCAUUAUGGACAGGGUCCAAGGGGGUUCCCCGGAGCCAGAGGCUUCCCUGGGCAGCCUGGCCCACCCGGGAUCCCCGGCAGUGAGGGCAAAGAAGGCCCCAAGGGCGACCAGGGCCCAUCUGGCCAACCGGGCCCGCCGGGACAAGGUGGCCCAACCGGCAGCAUCGGGCCACCGGGACCACUGGGGCCCAUGGGACCCAUCGGCCCGAUCGAAAUACUCGGGCCUGCCUGGGGAGAAAGGCGAGCGUGGGUUCCAUGGGAAAUCGGGCGGUCCCGGAAUGCCGGGUCAUGACGGGAUUCCCGGCGACGAGGGCCAGCAGGGUCUACCAGGACUGCCUGGCGAAAUGGGUCCAAGGGGGUUCCCCGGAGCCAGAGGCUUCCCUGGGCAGCCUGGCCCACCCGGGAUCCCCGGCAGCGAGGGCAAAGAAGGCCCCAAGGGCGACCAGGGCCCAUCUGGCCAACCGGGCCCGCCGGGACAAGGUGGCCCAACCGGCAGCAUCGGGCCACCGGGACCACUGGGGCCCAUGGGACCCAUCGGCCCGAUCGGUCCGAUCGGGAAGCCGGGCAUGCCAGGAAUCCCAGGGGCAGAUGGCAACCCUGGGCACCCAGGAAACCCCGGGAUAGCUGGAGCAAAGGGUGACAAAGGACCAGCAGGUCCCCAGGGCUUGAUCGGAUUCCCAGGUCCCCGGGGACCCAAGGGUGACCAGGGUUCGCGUGGUGCCCAGGGAGAGAAAGGAGACAAGGGAGCCCUCGGACUGGAAGGAGAAAAAGGAGACAUUGGUGAAAAGGGGGCCAGGGGGCCAGCUGGGCCCGAUGGAAGUCCGGGUUUGGAAGGACCUGAAGGACCAAAGGGCUCCGAGGGACCUAUUGGCGAGACUGGUAAAGCAGGUGCCACAGGUGAAAAGGGUAAACUGGGCACCCCAGGGUUUCCAGGAUAUCCCGGGCCAUCUGGACCAAAAGGAGAGAAAGGUGCCAUUGGAAUGCAAGGAUCGAAGGGCGACAAAGGCGAACGAGGAAAUCCAGGACUUGCCGGGGAACGAGGAGAAACUGGCCCAAGAGGUUUUCGAGGAGCAAGAGGACCCAGAGGACGAGAAGGAAUCACUGGUCCAAAGGGAGACACUGGAGAACCCGGGCCAAGUGGGCCACAAGGAGAACGCGGUGCGCAGGGUUCUGAGGGUCCGCGCGGGUUUGAAGGCCCGCCUGGCCCACCAGGUCAAAGUGGCAAAGACGGGGUUGCUGGCCCACCUGGCGAACGUGGCCCACAGGGUGACUCCGGGCCUCCAGGGCCACCUGGCCCAACAGGAGUCGUUGGGCCGAUCGGACCUAUUGGGGAACCCGGUCCAAUUGGGGAACCUGGUCCCCCUGGGAUCCCUGGUCAACCAGGAGAACCCGGACUGCCAGGCGAAGCAGGAAAAGAGGGUCCUGCUGGACCCAUCGGUACCACGGGCAACCCUGGGCCACACGGUGCCCCGGGUCUUCCUGGGUUUCCUGGAGAGAGAGGACUUCCUGGCCUUCCUGGAAUUCAAGGUUUAAAAGGAGAAAUGGGACCCAGAGGACCGAUAGGACCCAUGGGACUCAAAGGAGACACUGGUGAGUCUGGUAAACAGGGACCACAAGGGCCACCUGGGCCAACAGGGCCUGUGGGUGCACCUGGAGGCGAUGGAAUCAAGGGGGACGCUGGUGACCCAGGGCCACCAGGGCCAACUGGAAGAGAUGGACUGCCAGGACUCAGAGGCCUGCCUGGGGCUCCUGGCCCAUUGGGUCCCCCUGGUGAGGAUGGUGACAAGGGAGAACCAGGGCCACCAGGGGAGAAGGGAUAUGCCGGAGCCAAAGGAGACAUUGGACCAACAGGGUCACCAGGCAAGCAGGGCAUCCCGGGUUCUCCUGGCCCAGUUGGUCUUCCAGGAGAGAGAGGACCACCAGGAAACAUGGGACUCCCAGGCAGAAAAGGAGAACAAGGACCAGAGGGACCGAAUGGACUUCCUGGAAUGCCGGGUCUUCAAGGCUUGCCAGGACCUCCAGGGGUUAAAGGGGAAGCUGGAGAUCAUGGGAAAAGAGGUCCACCUGGCCCAGCUGGAAAGCCCGGUGAGGCUGGGCCAGCUGGCAGUAAAGGUGGGGGAGGCCCACCAGGUUUGCCCGGGCCUGAAGGCAAACAGGGCUUCAAGGGGGAGCCUGGGAAUGCUGGGCCUCCUGGGCCACCAGGCAUUGAUGGGAUUCAUGGAGGACAAGGCCCACCGGGAGCAAAGGGAGAAGAAGGCAAGCCCGGGUUGCAGGGUUCCCCGGGGCCAAGAGGCAUCAUGGGUCCUGUGGGUCCAAAGGGUGAACAUGGACCGAGAGGGUUUCCUGGGAACCCAGGAGAACCCGGGAUCCAGGGUCCCAAAGGUGAUGACGGAGUACCAGGUGAUGAUGGGUCCCCUGGUCAAACUGGCCCAGCUGGGAAAGAAGGUCCUCCUGGGGAAAUGGGUCUACCUGGAUCCCCUGGCAAACCGGGUCCGCCAGGUCCAGCAGGACAACAGGGUAGCACAGGUGCACAGGGUGUCAUGGGUGACAAGGGUGAAAUGGGCGGUAUUGGCAAACCUGGCCCACCCGGCAUGACGGGAAUGUCUGGGGCACAGGGCCCUGCUGGACCGAUAGGGUCCCCUGGUCCUGUGGGCGAUGUCGGACCCAUCGGAAAAACGGGAUCCCCUGGGCAACCAGGUUCCACAGGCCUCGACGGACCCAAGGGUUCCAAGGGAUCUCAGGGUACCAAGGGCUCCAAGGGUCAUCGUGGUGACAUGGGUCCAACGGGCAUGAAGGGUGACGUGGGUGAAAAAGGUGAACCCGGCGAAAAGGGACCAGCAGGAAUGAUUGGUGCCAAAGGAGAAUUGGGUCCAACUGGAGAACAAGGUCUGAAGGGCAACGACGGACCUCAAGGGGUACCAGGGCCACCGGGUUCCUUGGGACUCAAGGGCUCCGAGGGCCAAGCUGGCCCCAAGGGCGACACUGGUCCUGUGGGCCCUGCUGGACCACCUGGCCCACCAGGAGAGCUUCCCAACAUUCCUCUCGAACUACUGCUGCAAAAAGACGACCCCACUUCCUUAUGGAGACGAAAACGAGAAGCACCCGAGCUGAAGAAACUGGAUUUGACAGACGUGCAGAAAGAAGAAUUGGGCGGUAAAUUGUUGGACAUGUACACAAACAUAGUGGCGAUGCGACAAGAAAUCGAACGCAUGAAGAAGCCCCUGGGCACAAAGGAAUUCCCUGGCAGGUCCUGCAAAGACGUCCAUUACGGACACCCAGAUUUUCCAGAUGGCUGGUAUUGGAUCGACCCGAACCUGGGUAUGCCGGACGACGCCAUCUACGUGUUUUGCAACAUGACCUCAGGCGGAGAGACGUGCAUGUUCCCUGAUGUCCAUGCCUCCAAGAUGCCCAACAUCCCCUGGAGGAAGACCAACAACCAGAACUCCUUGUAUUAUUCCCAACUUCGCGGCGGGUUCCGGAUUUCGUACGAGACCGUUGGGACAGUGCAGAUGACGUUUUUGCGACUGCUGAGCGAGAAUGCGAGACAAAAUUUCACGUACACUUGCAUAAAUUCAGCUGCCUGGUUUUCCACCGAAACGGAAGAUUAUCGAUACGCUGUGAAAUUCAUGGGAUCCAAUGAUCACGAGUUCACUUCCAAAAAAUUCAAGCCCACCAUUUUGGACGACACUUGCCGGUCUCGGAAACGCAACGGCAAAACCGUGUUUGAGAUGACGCAAUCCAGGAGAUUGAACAUGUUGCCAAUCGUGGAUUUCCAGCCAGUGGAUUACGGCCAACCACACCAAGCUUUCGGGUUCGAAGUCGGUCCAGUCUGCUUCAAAUAAUUUCCUCAGUCCAUUUGAGACUGCAAAAACACUGCCAAUAAGUUUCCAAUUCGAUCCCACUACCCACCUCAAGUCUUUCAAACUCCCCAGAAAUUUGUAAAUAACCCCUGAACCCAGGUGAAUUUUUUUUUUUCGUGUACUGCGCUGUAAAUACUGCACGAUGUUAUCCGGGUUUGUUUUUUCGUUCCCCAUUUUAUUUUUCGCAAAAAAACGAAAGAAAAGAUAUUCAGCGAUCUGUGAGUCCUGAAACUGAUGUGUUCCAUAACCGCAUGGUGCAAAAAAAGAAACACUCCUUUCUAGCUGUUUUUUUUUGUUUGGUGCUUUUCCUGGGAUCGGGAGAAUAUUUCAAAUCAUGUGUUCACAAAGAAGAAAAAAAGAAGAAAUAGUUUUCCUUUUGGGAAAACGUGUUGCUCAAAGGCGAAUAUACUUCGUUGGGUGCUGUUGUGGUUGAGAUUAAGCUGAGUGUGGUUUUUCUCUGCUGUUUGAGAACUCGAGAAAAAAAUAUAGACAUGAGAGA